AUGUUGGAACCAAAAAGAACUAGAAUUAUUUGUUCUGUAAGUGAAAAUUGUUCUAAUUAUGAAUUAUUGCGAAGUAUGGUUGAAGCUGGAUGCAAUGCUUUCACGUAGAAACUUGUUUAAUCUUUAUUAGCAUUAAUAUGGCCUAUAUUAAAAAUAAAGGGAGUUUAUAAAUAUUGGAUAAGAAUAGAUGUCAAUUAGAGGCUGAAUUCAAAACUAAAAUACCAAUAAAUUUAAUUUUAAGAGGACAAGUCAUAAGAGUAGGAUAACUACAAGAUCCUGAGACUUUAAUAGAAGUAAUUAAUUAAUCAAUUUUGAGGAAGGAAAUAUAGUAUAUCUGACUUCAGAUUAACAUAAAGUAGGAAAUAACUAAUUAAUUCCUAUAGAUUCAAAUGAAUUUCUUGAGAAAUUAAAUAUAAAUGAUAAGUUAGCAAUUGACUAUGGUCAUAUAAUAUUAGAAUUGUUAGAUGUCUAAUUGUUCGACUAGUAAUAGUUGUUAAUAUAUUUAGAGUAUAUGAGAAGAUAGGAAUAGAUAAAAUGUGCUUGUUAAGUGGAGUUAAAAUAUAUAUUUGCAGAUGUUGUAAGACUGGCACUUUAAAAUCAUUCAAGCCAAUAUCAAUAUUUAUAGAAAAUAAGGCAUAAAAGGAAGAAGAAUAAUAGGAAUAAGUAUCAAUGACAGAACAAGAUAUUUUAGAUAUAGAUUAUGCUUGUGAAUGCAAUUUCGAUAGUAUAACAUUUUCAAAGGUGAACACUGCAUUAGAUAUCAUAAAAGUAAUUUGUAAAUUAAUGAAAGGUCAAAGAAAGAUUGGAAUAAAAAUAUCCUCAUGUCUAAGUAUUCGCAAGGAUUGCUGAAAAAUUGAAGGAAGACUAAUUAGAAGAGAUAAUUAAUUUGGCAGACGGCUGUAUUAUUGCACGAUCUCAUAUUUCAAUGACUUAGCCAGUUGAGGAUGUAGUAAAAUAUUAAACUUAAAUAAUUUCAAGUUGCCGAAAACUAUUUAAACCAGUAUUUAUACUCAUUACAUUUAGGUCUUUGUAUCGACAUAUAUAUUGGAAUCUAUGAGUGUUCAACUUAAGCCUUCCUUUGCAGAUAUGGGAGACAUUUCGAAUAUUGUAAAAUAAUACAUAGAUGGAAUCUUAUUAUCAGGGGAAACCAGUUUUGGGAAAUUUCCAGUUCUAAUUGUGCAAACUCUGAAUAAUAUUUGUCGUAAAAUUGAAAAAAAACUACUCUAAGAACUGUUUGACUAACCUUAAUAGAGGGAUCAAUAUUAGGUAAAUUUUACUGGAUAACCAAUUGCAACAGUUAUUGCUAAGUCUUGUGUUGAAAUGGCCUAUAUGUAUUAUUGUGUUAUUAAUUUAGCUUAAAUGCUAAAGCUAUAUUGAUGUUGACUCGUAGGAUUUAAACUACUCUGAAAUUAUCAAAAUUGAGAGCCUCUUGUAAAAUAAUUUCAAUUAGUGAUAAUCAAUAGAUCUGCAGAUGUUUAAAUUACAUUAAUAAUGUUUAAUCGGAACUUGUGAAUGGAUUUGCAAAUUAAGAGGAGUAAAUUAAUUUUAAAAUUAUUAAAGAAUUAUUUAGGAGUGUAUAUCAAGAUUGAUUGAUAAAAAAUUACUAUAACCUAAAGAUUACAUUGUGGUUAUUACUGGGAUGGUUGUUUAGAAUAAAGAUUGGCACAUUAAUUAGAUGAAAGUUCUGGAAAUAUGAAG
Paramecium octaurelia is the source of this 1698-nucleotide messenger RNA. The record is from the annotation of a GenBank genome assembly. NCBI's taxonomy places the organism in Eukaryota, Ciliophora, Oligohymenophorea, Peniculida, Parameciidae.